Messenger RNA from Medioppia subpectinata, 482 nucleotides. The record is from the annotation of a GenBank genome assembly. NCBI's taxonomy places the organism in Eukaryota, Metazoa, Arthropoda, Arachnida, Sarcoptiformes, Oppiidae.
GUCAACUCUUUUUUACUAUUGACAACUGAAAAGUAUAAUACAAUAUAAUUUAUUAAAAACAAACUACACCAUCAAAUAAAUAAAAUGCUGUUUCAGCAAGGACUAUUUUUAGCGCUCAACUUCCUUAAUAGCCCACAUAAAAGCUCUACUGUCGUCUAUACUGUUUCCCAUUAAAACAAGUAUAUAUGGCAUCAGUGUAUGUGAGCGCCAAACAAAUUAAAGUGCCUUUCAUUUUGCCAAUUGUGGCGAUGCUAUGGAUUCUGUUACUGAUGAACGUCUACUGGUUUACGUUCAUAUUGAAACUGCUGUACAAAGUAAUAACGGGUCAAAUCAAAGAAUUGGACGACAAUAGAGAAUAUUCUGUGGAUAAGAGUUCAAAGACAUCAGAAGAAUCAGAUGAAGACCAGCUGAAGAAUGGCCGCUAUUAUCUGAGACAAAGAAAAAUUGACUAUAAUUUGUUACACACGGGAAGAUCGCAAUAA